Molecule: messenger RNA, 1071 nt
Organism: Tetrahymena thermophila SB210
Lineage: Eukaryota; Ciliophora; Oligohymenophorea; Hymenostomatida; Tetrahymenidae
Product: OTU-like cysteine protease family protein, putative
Exons: 2
Source: RefSeq, a predicted model, not a curated record
AUGAUGAAGUGUCAAAGUAUAAUUUGUAUAUAAAGGACGUUUAAGGAGAUGGAAACUGUCUGUUUCGUUCAGUUGCAGACUAGUUGGAAGGUGAUGAAAAUAUGCAUAUGUAUUAUAGGAAAAUUGCAGUUAAUUAACUCAAAAAAUAAGAAGAAUUCUUUAAAAAUUUUGUCUAUGAUAUAGAAUUUGACUAAUACCUACAUGAAAUGUCUUAAUUAGGAGUAUGGGGUGGAAAUUUGGAAAUUUAAGCUCUUUCGGCUGCACUAGGGCAUAAUUUUAUCAUCCAUUUAAAAGGAAAGCCUUACUUAGUUAUUAAAGGCCAGGCUAUUAAAGGGAUAUAAAAGAAAACUAUUCAUUUAGCAUACCACUCUGAAGAAGAUAUAGCAGAGCAUUAUAGCUCAAUUAGAAAUAUCGGAGAUGACGAAAAAAGAAAUGAAUAAAGAUGAUGUAAAGGAAUGUAUUGAAAUUUAAGAUAAUUAGUCAGAAGAAAAUGAUGAAAAUACUGAUUAGAUAUAAUAAGAAAAUAAAGAUAUACAUAAAAAUGAAACAAAAAAAAGUAAGCAAUCUAAAAUAGAAAUUGCUAAGUUAAAAAAAGAAAAAGAAAAAUAGAAAAAAGCUGAAAGACAGACUUAAAACCAAAAGCGAGAAAAAACUCAUAAAUCUAAGAAGUAAUAAGUUUAAGAUAAUUCAGAAGAAUAAAUAGAUGUUGGCGAUGGGGAUGAUAUUGAACAAAAUGAAAAUCAAGAAAACUAUAAUGCUGAUAAUUCUUAAGAAAAACCUUUAGAAUAAAAUGAAAACAUAAAUUAAGAAAAUAUGAAAAGAAAAGAAGAAAAAAAAAUUAAAGAUUUGGUUUGGUAACUUGCUUCAAUUUAAUUAUAAGAAGAUGUUUCAAAUAAUAAAAUAGAAGGAUAGUCAAAAUUAAUUAAAUUAGGGAGAAAUUAAAAAUGCCAUUGUGGUUCUUUGAAGCCUUACAAAAAAUGUUGCGAAUCAAAAGACUUGAUAAAUAAUUAGUAAAACGCAAACAAAAUAUAAAAUAGGUUAGAUAACUUAAAGGAUGUAGUAUUUAUUUGA